Messenger RNA from Coffea eugenioides, 5776 nucleotides. RefSeq lists its product as uncharacterized. Lineage: Eukaryota; Viridiplantae; Streptophyta; Magnoliopsida; Gentianales; Rubiaceae. Gene Ontology annotation, biological process: protein phosphorylation; recognition of pollen. Gene Ontology annotation, molecular function: ATP binding; protein kinase activity. The transcript has 15 exons. Bases 173 to 5503 code for a protein of 1776 amino acids. The record is from RefSeq and is a predicted model, not a curated record.
UCUUAUGUUGACCUGGCCAUCAAGUGAAAUCCUAACUCUCAAAUGUCUAAUUGAAGAAUUUAAGUGAAUCCCGGCUUCAAAAACUUCGAAGUGUUUAUCUUUUUCGCUCUUCAUCCGCUUAUUUCAGAGGAUAGAAGUAGAUACAGAGAAAUGAAGCACAAAAUCUAGAAGGAUGAUGACACUAGUUAAAGGUAUCCUCUUGCUGUUUCCGAUUUCAAUUCUAUUAUUGACUCAAAAAAUUGCCUGUGCAACAGAUACCUUAACAACUACUCAAUUCAUCAAAGAUGGUGAAACCAUCAUUUCUGCUGGUGGAAGCUUUGUGCUGGGAUUUUUCAGCCCGAGUAACUCAAACAAUAGAUACGUAGGUAUAUGGUACCAGAAAAUAUCAAUUCCGACUGUGGUAUGGGUAGCUAACAGAGAGGUUCCACUCAUAAAUACAUCUGGGGUAUUGGAGGUGAUCAAGCCAGGACUUCUUGUUCUUCGAAAUGGUACGAACAGCAUCAUAUGGUCUACUAAUUCAUCAACAUCUGUACCAAAUCCAGUUGCACAGUUGUUAGAAACUGGAAACCUGGUUGUCAAAGAUGAAAAUCAAGAUAAUCUGGAGAUGUUUCUGUGGCAGAGCUUUGAUUAUCCGACUGACACGUUUCUACCAGGCAUGAGGCUCGGUCAAAAUUUUGUGACUCGCCUAGAGGUUUACCUCUCAUCGUGGAAGAGUUACGAGGAUCCAGCUCCUGGAGGCUACACAUAUCACUGUGAUCCUACCGGAUAUCCGCAAAAUUUCAUAAAGAAGGACUCUAGUUUGGAAUUCCGAACCGGACCAUGGAAUGGCCUAGGAUUUAGUGGGGUUCCAAGCUUAGCAAAAAAUCCCAUAUUCUCCUAUCAAGUUGUUAUUGAUAAUAAGGAGGUGUAUUAUGCUUACAAGCUUCUGGGCUCCACUACUACAAGGUUUACGUUGAGUCCAAGUGGUGUUGGACAGCGCUGGACAUGGGACAACCAAACUGGAAGUUGGCUUAUUUACCUAUCUGCGCCGACAGAUAACUGCGAUAGUUACGGAUUAUGUGGAGCAUAUGGAAGUUGCAACACAGGAAAUUCUGCCACAUGUGGAUGCCUGGAUAAGUUUUCACCUAAAAAUCCUGAGAAAUGGGCCAAUGGAGAUCGGUCAGGUGGGUGCAGUCGGAGAAUACCUCUGGAUUGUAAGAGUGGAGAUGGAUUUCUGAAGUAUUCUAGUCUUAAACUACCAGAUACACGUAACUCCUCGUAUAAUACAAAUAUUUCCCUCGAAGAAUGCAGAACUGUGUGCUUGAAGAAUUGCUCUUGUACAGCUUAUUCUAUUUUAGACAUAAGCAAUGGAGGAAGUGGCUGUUUGCUUUGGUUUGGUGAUCUAAUUGAUAUCAAAGUGAUGUCGCAAGGUGGUGAAGAUAUAUACAUUAGGAUGGCUUAUUCCGAGUCGGUCUCCUUACAGUCAUCCGUUGGAAAGAAAGGAAAAAAACUUGCCAUAAGUUUGACAUUGUCAUUAGCUAUGGUUCUGUUUGCCCUAGGCCUCAUAUUGUAUCUUCAGAGAAGGAAGAAGAAACUUGCAAAGCAGAAAAAAGAAGAAUUGUCAGGACAUAACUUCAGCAUGGCCUACACAGAUGAACACAACAACAAGAAUUUGGAGCUUCCAUUGCUUGAGUUGUCUAGAAUAAUUAAAGCUACCAAUAACUUUUCAUUCCAAAACAAGCUUGGGGAGGGUGGCUUUGGACCAGUUUACAAGGGUCUCCUGGAAGAUGGACAGGAAGUUGCUGUGAAGCGGCUGUCAGAAUACUCCAUGCAAGGACUCGAUGAAUUCAAGAAUGAAGCAAUCUGCAUUGCCAAACUUCAGCAUCGGAAUCUUGUGAAGCUUCUAGGCUGUUGCAUUGAAGGAAAAGAAAAGAUUCUGAUUUAUGAAUACAUGCCCAAUAAAAGCCUGGAUUUCUUUAUAUUUGAUCAAACGGGGAGAUACUCACUAGAUUGGCCUAUGCGCUUCCAUAUCAUCCAGGGUAUUGCUCGGGGCCUUCUAUAUCUUCAUCAAGAUUCCCGACUUAGAAUUAUACAUAGGGACCUCAAAGCUAGCAACAUAUUGCUGGAUGCCGAUAUGAACCCCAAAAUAUCUGAUUUUGGCACGGCUAGAAGUUUUGGAGGUAAUGAGACUGGAGCCAACACAAACCGAGUGGUUGGAACACACGGUUAUAUGCCUCCUGAAUAUGCAGUAGAUGGGAUAUUUUCAGUAAAGUCAGAUGUAUUUAGCUUUGGAGUCAUAGUUCUAGAGAUUGUUAGUGGCAAAAGAAACAGAGGGUUUCUUCAUCAUGACCACCAGUUCAACCUUCUGGGGCAUGCGUGGAAGCUUUACAAAGAAGGAAGGGAACUGGAGUUGGUUGACUUGCAUCUUGGGGACUCCUACAACUCAUUGCAAUUACUUCGAUCAAUUCAAGUGGGGCUCUUAUGCGUGCAACAUGGUCCAGAUGAUAGGCCUGAUAUGUCUUCUGCGAUUUUCAUGCUUGGAAAUGAUGGAGUAUUGCCUGAAGCUAAACAUCCUGGGUUUUUCAUGGAAAGGAAUGUAGUCAAUGAGCAUUCUUCUAGCACACAGACAUCAAGUUCAAGAGGUGAAAUCACAAUGACCCUUUUAGAAGCACGCAUGAAGAAAUCGGUUGAAGGAUUUUCUUUGCUGUUUUUGCUUGGAAUCCUGUGUUUGACUCCGAAGAUUGCCAGUGCCACAGACACCUUGGCAUUAACUCAAUCCAUCAAAGAUGGUGAAACGAUGAUCUCUGCCGGCGGGAGCUUUGAACUUGGAUUUUUCAGCCCAAGCCAGUCGACUAAUAGAUACGUGGGUAUAUGGUACUACAACGAUGUAUCAAUCCAAACCGUGGUUUGGGUUGCCAACAGAGAAGUUCCACUAGUCAAUACAUCUGGUGUAUUGGAGGUUAUCAAGCCAGGACUUCUUGUUCUUCGCAAUGGUAAUAAUGACAUCAUAUGGUCGUCUUCUAAUUCAUCAAUUUCUGUACAGAAUCCAGUUGCACAGUUGCUAGACACCGGAAAUCUUGUAGUCAAAGAUGCAACUGAUGAUAAACCAGAGACAUUCCUGUGGCAGAGCUUCCAUCAUCCAACUGACACGUUUCUACCAGGGAUGAAGCUGGGUCGGAAUUUUGUUACUGGCCUGGAGGUUCACGUCUCAGCGUGGAAGAAUUACGAGGAUCCAGCUCCGGGACAAUAUACAUAUAGUUGUGAUCCUAGUGGAUAUCCACAAAAUUUCGUGAAAAAGGGAUCUGUUUCGCAGUACCGCACUGGACCAUGGAACGGGCAAGGAUUUAGUGGAGUGCGAGGCUUGAGAAAAAAUCCCAUAUUCUCCUAUGAAGUAGUUGUCAAUAGCCAGGAGGUUUACUAUAGUUACAAGCUCCUCAGCUCCACUAUUACAAGGUUUACCUUGAGUCAAAGUGGUGUGGGACAGCGCUGGACGUGGGAUAAUGUAACUCAAAGUUGGACAUUAUACCUGUCCGCGCCAACAGAUAACUGUGACAGUUAUGGAUUAUGUGGCGCUUAUGGAGUUUGCGACGUUGGGAAUUCUGCUACAUGUGGAUGUCUAGACAAAUUUGAACCAAAGUAUCCGGAGAGAUGGGCUGAGGGGGAUUGGUCAAGUGGCUGCAAUCGCAAGAUACAGCUGGAUUGUCACAAGGGAGAUGUAUUUGUGAAGUAUUCUGGCUUUAAACUACCAGAUACACAUAACUCAUCAUAUGAUAGGAACAUAUCACUCGAGGAAUGCAGAACCGUAUGCUUGGAGAACUGCUUUUGUACAGCUUAUUCAAGUUUAGACAUAAGCAAUGGAGGAAGUGGAAGUGGGUGUUUGCUCUGGUUUGGAGAUUUAAUUGACCUGAGAGUCAUAAAUGAUGCUGGGCAAGAUAUUUACAUUAGGAUGGCUUCUUCCGAGUUCGGUAAGGACUUAACAUCAUGGAAGAUGCCAGUGUAUAAACUUCUUUUUGUGCAUUAUAAACUGACGGUCUGGCUGGUUAUUUCUCAUAAUUCACAUUGUUUCUUCAAGGCAGCGGGGAUAAGUUCUUCGCCAUCUCUGUCUUCUUCUUCUCUUAAACUGGAUAGGAGGCAAAAGCGGCUAUGUGAGGCAAAUAUUUGUCCGUUAGGUCAAGUUACAUUGAGAUCUUCUUUUCUUUAUGCAGUGUGUGUUCCCUGUUCUUUCUUUGCUUUGAAUUUGAAAGUGAUCAAUAGGUUGGGCAAUACAAAGAUUUGCAGAACUAAUUUUAUAUCCCCAGAAUGCUGUGUCUGCUCACCAAGUCUUAAAGUACUUGACCUUUUAUUUGGUAUUGAAUUUUCAGUCUCCUUGAAUGGAUCGAAUGGAAAGAAAAGAGUAUUUGUCAUAAGUUUGUCACUAUCUCUUGGUGUGGUUCUAUUGGCCUUCAGCUUCAUUUUGUUUCUUCAGAUAAGGAAAAAGAGAUAUCCAAAGCUGGGAAAACGAGAAAUUCCAGGACAUAUCCUUGACAGGGAUCACACAAACCAUGAGAAAGAUUUCGAGCUGCCUCUUUUUGAGUUGUCUACGAUAAUUAAAGCCACCAAUAACUUCUCAGACGGUAACGAGCUUGGGCAGGGUGGCUUUGGACUUGUUUACAAGGGUCUCCUAGAGGAGGGACAGGAAGUUGCUAUCAAGCGACUUUCAAAAACAUCUGCGCAAGGACCAGAUGAAUUCAAGACAGAAGUCAUAUGCAUCGCCAAACUUCAGCAUCGGAAUCUUGUGAGGCUUCUUGGCUGUUGCAUUGAAGAAGCUGAAAAGAUCCUGAUCUAUGAAUACAUGGCCAACAAAAGCCUGGAUUUGUUUAUAUUUGAUCGAGAAAACAGCAAGGUACUUGAUUGGCCUAAGCGCUUCAGCAUUAUCCAAGGCAUUGGUCGUGGAAUUCUCUACCUUCAUCAAGAUUCCCGGCUUCGAAUCAUACACAGGGAUAUCAAAGCAUCCAAUAUUUUGUUGGAUGCUGAUAUGAACCCCAAAAUAUCAGACUUUGGAACAGCUAGAAGUUUUGGAGGGAAUGAGACAGAGGCCAACACCUGCCGCAUAGUUGGAACAGAUGGCUACAUGUCUCCAGAAUAUGCAGGAGAUGGGCUCUUCUCAGUAAAAUCGGAUGUAUAUAGCUUUGGAGUCCUAGUACUAGAGACCAUCAGCGGUAAGAGAAACAGACCAUUUCUCCAUCAAGGCUGCCACCUCAACCUUCUUGGACAUGCAUGGAAGCUUUACAAAGAAGGAAGGGAACUGGAAUUAGUCAACUCGCACAUAGUCAACUCGUGUCAUCCAUUGGAAGUGCUUCGAUCAAUUCAUGUAGGGCUGCUAUGUGUUCAACAAUGUCCAGAUGAUAGGCCUGACAUGUCUACAGUGAUUUUCAUGUUAGGAAAUGAAGUAGUUCUGCCUGAAGCUAAACAGCCUGGGUUUUUCAUAGAAAGCAAUAUAGUAGUCAAUGCUGAAAUGAGCAUCACACUACUCGAAGCAAGAUGAGGAGUAAAUCGCAUCAGAUACUUCUCAUAAGGUUCUCUGAACUCAUAUUCAUAAUGCGACUAUUCAUGCUUGCAAUCAUUGGACAAAAUCUGCUUUACUUUGUUUUUGUGUGUACUUGUACAAGGUCUGUACAUUACCAAGUCUUCUAAAGGGAAGACAGUACAAGGCACCCUCAUCAUUUUUCUUGUUACCAAAGCAUACAUGAAGCAACAAAAUUUUUGCAGAAUGCUUCAACUAUUAGUGAUGGAUUGUACUCUUUUGUUUUGUCCUUCA